UAAUUUUGGUGGGAUAUUAGCAGCUUGACUUUUUGAUUUAGUCAUGUGGUUUGAGAUCGCAUAACAGUGCUUUUUAGGACAUUUUUAUUGCAGGCUUGUAAGGUGGUUGAGUUUGGGUUUGAUUACUUGCGUUCCACUUUAGGUUUCUAUAUGCCUGACCUUCCCAAACAUUUGGUGCUAAGUUAAGCUGAGGUGCGCUGAAGGGCUAGUUGCAGCAGAUUUGAGCUGUAGAUUUAUUCUUGUGAAAUUGGCAGAAAUCCGCAAGGAAGUACAGUGCCCAAUUUGUCUAGGGAUUAUUCGGAAGACAAGAACGGUUAUGGAAUGCCUCCAUCGUUUUUGCAGAGAAUGCAUUGACAAGUCUAUGCGUCUGGGGAACAAUGAAUGUCCUGCUUGUCGAACACAUUGUGCUAGUCGCCGAUCUUUGCGAGAUGAUCCAAAUUAUGAUGCCCUCAUUUCAGCUUUAUAUCCAGAUAUUGAUAGCUAUGAGGAGGAGGAAUUGGCUUUCCAUGAAGAGGAGAAGGCUCGCAAUAAGCAGAUCCAAGCCUCAAUUGCCCAGACACUUCGACGACAAACAGAAGCACUGGGUAGGAAACGGACUGCUAGGGCAACAGCAGCUGCAUUUGUAAGAAGAUCACAGGGAAGUUAUCGUAAUUUGAGGGGAAGGAGAAACCAUCGAGCUGCUGAGCACCAAGAAUCUGAUGAUGAUGAGGAGGAUACUAAUGGUCACGAUGCAGGUAAGGAUUCGUCUUCCGCUGAUGAGCACAUAGCAUUCAAACCAAAAAGAUACAAAAGAUGGGGAGGAGCUCGGUUUUCUCAGAUUUCUUCGGGAGCAGCCAGUGCAGAUGGAGGCUGUGAUGAUAAUGAUGCUGAACUGAAUACAGAAUCCGUGGGUGUGUCUGCUGGGCUUGUCAGCAGCUCAGAGAUGCUUGUCUGGGGCAAAGGUGGCAUGCGGAGUCACACCCGACAUGGCAAUUUGAGUGGUGGUAAUGGCAAGCAUGGCAGGAACAACCGCCUGUCCAAGCUGAUUGAUUGUCUUCGAAGUUCAGAGGAAAAUGAGAAUGUGUUGGAUAUCCAUCUUAUGCUUGUUUCUUUGGACGAACAAAAAAUACCCAAUUUGCAGCAGCCCUAUCUCUGCUGCAGGCCUACUUUAUCAGUUAAACAUAUAUGCCAGUAUGUUGCUAUCCAGACUUCCAUGCCAGCUGAUGAAGUUGAAAUGUUGUUGGUGAAAGAGUUUCAUUCCAAUCUCAACCCCUCAACCUCCUCGAGUGUUUUGAUCUCCAGGUGCAGAAUUAUGGAUCCAUGCAAAGAUGAAUUGCAUGCAUUGGAAGAACAUGAAACCUUGGUGGGACUUCAAGCUAGGUUCAAUUUUAGUCAGAGACAUGUGCUUUUGGCAUUCCGGCAAAAGUCGACAUGAUUAGAAAACUCGUGAUGAAUCAAUGACAGGACAAGGCGUUGCAUCAGUUUCUUGUAAGAUGUGUGAAAAUAUAAUUUUAAAAGAACAUUCUGCAGUAUUUAUUAAUCCUGAUUGAAUGCUAUGUAUAUUUUCUUUUGGAAAUUGGGGGUUGUGGGAAAUUGGAGUACCAAACAAAAUACUAAUAUGGUUUUAGGAGUCGGGAAAAAGGGUUAUUGCUUGUAUCUAAGUACAACUUGAAUUUGUUGUCUAUCUAAAUCAAGUAUUCAUAGAUCUUGCUUAAAG
Ilex paraguariensis (yerba mate) is the source of this 1696-nucleotide messenger RNA. The record is from the annotation of a GenBank genome assembly. Lineage: Eukaryota; Viridiplantae; Streptophyta; Magnoliopsida; Aquifoliales; Aquifoliaceae.